Molecule: messenger RNA, 7212 nt
Organism: Nycticebus coucang (slow loris)
Lineage: Eukaryota; Metazoa; Chordata; Mammalia; Primates; Lorisidae
Gene: DPP8
Product: dipeptidyl peptidase 8
Exons: 20
Coding region: 219-2867 (882 amino acids)
Biological process (GO): proteolysis
Molecular function (GO): serine-type peptidase activity; dipeptidyl-peptidase activity
Source: RefSeq, a predicted model, not a curated record
UCGCGAGGGACCGGAAGUGCCGUCUCUGCCGAGGCUGAGGCCGCCGCUGCUGCCUUUAAGUGGCCUGUUCACCGCCUGGGUUGCCGCUGGCGCCGCCGCCGAGGAAGCUGCUGCGUCCGGGACGGGAGUGGAGGCGGCGCGGCAUGAAGCGGCGCAGGCCCGCUCCGUAGCGCGCGUCGGGACGGUCCGAGUGGGGCCGGGGGGAAGGAAAAUGCAACAUGGCAGCAGCAAUGGAAACAGAACAGCUGGGUGUUGAAAUAUUUGAAACUGCAGAGUGUGAGGAGAAUAUUGAAUCAGAGGAUCAGCCUAAAUUGGAGCCAUUUUAUGUUGAGCGAUAUUCCUGGAGUCAGCUUAAAAAACUACUUGCUGAUACCAGAAAAUAUCAUGGCUACAUGAUGGCUAAGGCACCACAUGAUUUUAUGUUUGUGAAGAGGAAUGAUCCAGAUGGGCCUCAUUCAGACCGGAUUUAUUACCUUGCCAUGUCUGGUGAGAACAGAGAAAAUACACUGUUUUAUUCUGAAAUUCCCAAAACCGUCAACAGAGCAGCAGUCUUAAUGCUCUCUUGGAAGCCUCUUCUGGAUCUUUUUCAGGCAACCCUGGACUAUGGAAUGUAUUCCCGAGAAGAAGAACUAUUGAGAGAAAGAAAACGCAUUGGAACAGUUGGAAUUGCUUCUUAUGAUUAUCACCAAGGAAGUGGGACAUUUCUGUUUCAAGCUGGUAGUGGGAUUUAUCAUGUAAAAGAUGGAGGGCCACAAGGAUUUACACAACAACCUUUACGGCCCAAUUUAGUGGAAACUAGUUGUCCCAACAUACGAAUGGAUCCAAAAUUAUGCCCUGCUGAUCCAGACUGGAUUGCUUUUAUACACAGCAAUGAUAUUUGGAUAUCCAAUAUUGUAACCAGAGAAGAAAGGAGGCUUACUUAUGUGCAUAAUGAGCUGGCCAACAUGGAGGAGGAUCCCAGAUCAGCUGGAGUUGCUACCUUCGUUCUUCAAGAAGAAUUUGACAGAUAUUCUGGCUAUUGGUGGUGUCCAGAAGCUGAAACAACUCCCAGUGGUGGCAAAAUUCUUAGAAUUCUAUAUGAAGAAAAUGAUGAAUCUGAGGUGGAAAUUAUUCAUGUUACAUCCCCUAUGUUGGAAACAAGGAGGGCAGAUUCAUUUCGUUACCCUAAAACAGGCACAGCAAAUCCUAAAGUCACUUUUAAGAUGUCAGAAAUAAUGAUUGACUCUGAAGGAAGGAUUAUGGAUGUCAUAGAUAAGGAACUAAUUCAACCUUUUGAGAUUCUAUUUGAAGGAGUUGAAUACAUUGCCAGAGCUGGGUGGACUCCAGAGGGAAAAUAUGCUUGGUCCAUCCUACUAGAUCGCUCCCAAACUCGCCUACAGAUAGUGUUGAUUUCGCCUGAAUUAUUUAUCCCAGUAGAAGAUGAUGCCAUGGAAAGGCAAAGACUUAUUGAGUCAGUGCCUGACUCUGUGACACCACUGAUUAUCUAUGAAGAAACAACAGACAUCUGGAUAAAUAUCCAUGACAUCUUUCAUGUUUUUCCCCAAAGUCAUGAAGAUGAAAUUGAGUUUAUUUUUGCCUCUGAAUGCAAAACAGGUUUCCGUCACUUAUACAAAAUCACAUCCAUUUUAAAGGAGAGCAAAUAUAAACGAUCCAGUGGUGCACUACCUGCUCCAAGUGAUUUCAAGUGUCCUGUCAAAGAGGAAAUAGCACUUACCAGUGGUGAAUGGGAAGUUCUUGGCCGGCAUGGAUCUAAUAUCCAGGUUGAUGAAGUCAGAAGGCUGGUAUAUUUUGAAGGCACCAAAGACUCCCCUUUAGAACAUCACUUAUAUGUGGUCAGUUAUGUAAAACCUGGAGAGGUAACAAGGCUGACUGACCGUGGCUAUUCCCAUUCUUGCUGCAUCAGUCAGCAUUGUGACUUCUUUAUAAGUAAGUAUAGUAACCAGAAGAAUCCACAUUGUGUGUCCCUUUAUAAGCUAUCAAGUCCUGAAGAUGACCCAACUUGCAGAACAAAGGAAUUUUGGGCCACCAUUUUGGAUUCAGCAGGUCCUCUUCCUGACUAUACCCCUCCAGAAAUUUUCUCUUUUGAAAGUACUACUGGAUUUACAUUGUAUGGGAUGUUGUACAAGCCUCAUGAUCUACAGCCCGGAAAGAAAUACCCCACUGUACUAUUUAUAUAUGGAGGUCCUCAGGUACAGUUGGUGAAUAACCGAUUUAAAGGAGUCAAGUAUUUCCGCUUGAAUACCCUAGCCUCUCUGGGUUAUGUGGUUGUGGUGAUAGAUAACCGAGGAUCCUGUCAUCGAGGGCUUAAAUUUGAAGGCGCCUUUAAAUACAAAAUGGGUCAAAUAGAAAUUGAUGAUCAAGUGGAAGGACUCCAGUAUCUAGCUUCUCGAUAUGAUUUCAUUGACUUAGAUCGUGUGGGCAUCCAUGGCUGGUCCUAUGGAGGAUACCUCUCCCUGAUGGCGUUAAUGCAGAGAUCAGAUAUCUUCAGGGUUGCUAUUGCUGGGGCCCCAGUCACUCUGUGGAUCUUUUAUGAUACAGGAUACACGGAACGUUAUAUGGGUCACCCUGACCAGAAUGAACAAGGAUAUUACUUAGGAUCUGUGGCCAUGCAGGCAGAGAAGUUCCCUUCUGAACCAAAUCGUUUACUUCUCUUACAUGGAUUCUUGGAUGAAAAUGUCCAUUUUGCACAUACCAGUAUAUUACUGAGUUUUUUAGUGAGGGCUGGAAAGCCAUAUGAUUUACAGAUCUAUCCUCAGGAGAGACACAGCAUAAGAGUUCCUGAAUCUGGAGAGCAUUAUGAACUGCAUCUUUUGCACUAUCUUCAGGAAAACCUUGGAUCGCGUAUUGCUGCUCUGAAAGUGAUAUAAUUGCGACCUGUGUAGAACUGUGGUAUACACUGGCUGUUUAACCAAAUGAGGAGGUUUAAUCAAUAGAAAACACAGAUGAUCAUCACAUUUUGGUACCUGCCAAACAUCUACUCCUGAAAGUAAAUUUGGUGCCAUGCAGGCGUCUACAAUUUAUGGAUCAUAAUCUGAUACCUUAACCAUACAUAUACAAAACUGAAUGAUAAAUAUUUCUAAAGGACCCAGAAAUACCACGAGAAUUACUGAAAAAAAUAAGACAUUUGCACCAUGUAUCCGAAAUAUCCUGUUUUCACUUUUAAUAGCAUUAUAAACCUCAUGGAUUUUAUUAGUGUAUUUUUACAGUAUUAUUCUGAGUUUGUUAAAAUAUGAUGAUAUUAGUGAUUGGUUUGGUUCAAUUCCAAAAUCUGACUAGUUUCAGAUUUGAUAGCACUUAAAUGUAAUUGAAUAGCUUAUGCUUCAUUGCUUGGGUGUAUCCAGCAUGUUAUGAACUAAUCACUAUUAAACCUAACUUAACCAGUCAUUAAUGAUUUUUCAAGGAUAACUUAGUGGCCUCCUAAAGACACUUAUUUUGGCUCUGACCAUUUUUAGCCAACUUAAAUUGUAUUUAGUAUAAAUAAUUCUCAUUUUCUUUUGAUGAUAUGACAGAGUGGGUUUUUCCUUAUGCAUAAAGGCAAGUAACUGUAUAUGUAGCAUGAAUUGAAUUAGUCUUAUGAUAUUGGUAAUUACAGGCAGAAAAAUUUGAUUAGAGCUUAAAUAUUUGCAGGCAAGUUUCUUUUUUUCCUUUAGGAAAAAAAAAGGUACACAUUCACUUGUAUUCUUCAGAAAGUUUUAGUGAUGCCAGUUUCCAUUUUACAUUUCCUUAUUAAAAUGUUCUGGAGUUUAGGAAGGUUGAAGUCCCAGAAUCGCAGUGGGGUGGGGGAGACCAGGGUGAGGGGAAUGACAGGGAGAGGAGGUGGCAGGGUCUGCUUAAGAAUUAAGCAGAAGUAGUUAAGUAGUUUUAAUAGAAAAACUCAUGAAAAUGUUUGGGAAAUGAAAUUUAAACUCACAGAAUGUCAAGAAAACCAGAAUUAAGUAAUAGCUCUCUUGCCAUUACAGUUGCAGACUAACAUUAUUCAGGGGAGGAAAAGUUGCUUAGAGUUACUUUUAUAACUUUAAUUUUUUUGUUAUUUUUAUUUUACUUUCAGAAACCUUGGAAAUUUAAGCUUACCCUUUUAAAAUUAUUUGAAUAUAAUUUAGAUAGCUGUGAGCUUAAAAUAAAAAGGUUUACAGACAACCUCUUUGUCAUAAGCUAAUCCCCAGCAAGCUAUGACUCUUUUGUGGUUAAAGCCUACAAACAGGUUUCUUGAGUGGCCAUGACGUUUUCUUGGGUAAGUCCUAGCAUUUGGCUAUGAAAAGAGUUCAUAGGCUUUCGGGUGCUAAUUGGGAACUGCAUUGGCAGGAGUCUUGGGAUGCUAGAUGGGUCACAUUGGCACCACUGGCAGAGACGGCAUCUAUGAGUUUGACCCUUUUUAUCCCAAGUUUCAGUGUUGAGAAAGUUGUUGUACUUUUAAACAACACUCCAAGAAAAAUUGCUCUCUUUCUUUGUCAUCACUACAGAGAGAGCAGAUUUCUCCAAUAGAGAGCACGGCCUCUGUUAGUAAGGAUAAUGACUAUGCAUGAGAGGUGUAUUUCAUCAUUUAGGGCCAGGUGGGAGGUGGGAAACCCCAGAAAUGGAAGGCUGACUUAGUGGUUCUGUCCUUGGGAAGAUUAGGUUUUGCUGUGUGUAUUUAUACUGUAUAAUAGAUACCACAGUUUUUCUUAUUGUCUGUGUAUGUAUUGAUUUCCAUGUUUAUAUUUUCCCAAUGCAAAAUUUGUUUAUAUUUUCCAAUGUUAAAUUAAAUUGAUUUGGGUAACUUUUCUUCCCCAAGAAAGUAUUUUCCCCCUUGACUUAAGUAUAUAUCUGACUGUUGAGGGUUUUUUGAGGGUUGUGGGAAGGACUAAUUGGCCUCAAAGAAUCUGUCCUUAUAUGAAAUAGAAAUGGUAGCUUUUAGACAGCUACUCAUUUGAAAUCUUUCACUCAUUAAGGCUGUUUCUUCAAAAAUGACUUCUCUUAUUUUACCAAAACAAACUUAGAAAACCUCAUGUACUCUUGAAUUCAGAAGUAUUUUCCUUUUGCAUCUUGCCUUCUUUCCUCCUAUCACAAAGGGUGCUGCUUUUAUCACUCCCAGUCACUUACCUGCCGUUCUACUUCUUUAGGGGGAAAAAUACCUGACUAAAUUGCAGAAGAUGGCUUGACUGAAUUUUGUUUUUGCUGCCAGUGUGGAACAUACCACAGUUAAUUGAAGCAGUUACUAACUAAAGCUGUUUGUACCCUGGCUAUGGGUAAAAAAAAAAAAGCAAGAAUGUAUAAAAGAAGCAACAUUUGGUGAGAGCCAAAAAGCACUAAGUUCAACAUCAUAGUAGGUUUUUGUAGGCUUGAUAAAUGGGUAUACUUGAACAACCAUCAAGAGGCAUAUUAUAAUUACUUGAGCAUUGUAGAACAGUGGAACUCAGAAUCUGAAAUUCAUCUGGGAUGCUUAAUAAAGGAAAUAGAGUCUUGAAUCUCGCUCUUAGAAGAUUCCAUUGAUUUGAGUAGAGACCAGAAAUGUGUAUUUCUAACAAGCUUUCCAGGUGAUUCUAAAAUGAGUUACCUGUGGACUACUUUAAACAACUUUUCUUUAUGAGACUCUGUCUCUAAAAAAAAAAAGAAAGAAAGAAAGAAACUCUUCUAUAGGGACUAGAGUUGCAUUAGGGAAGUAAUAGGUGAAUUUUAUACUGGACUAUAAGUAGAACCUAAAACAAUAACUAUUAGCCCCUUCUCACUCUGAAAGCAGCAGAAGAUAUUGUUUGUGUCCUCUUUGUCUGGAGAUUCAUUUUGGAAUGAAGGUUUUUCCCUCUAUGCCAUUUCUGGGUCUUUCCCAAAGUUACACACAAGAGGAUGAAGUCACAAUGCAUGUGUUACCUUUUUUUAUUAAAGAGACGGGGUCUCACUUUGUCACCCAGGCUGUAGUGCAGUGGUACAGUCGUAGCUCACUGCAGCAUCAAACUUCUGGGCUCAAGUGAUCUUCCUGCCUCGGCCUUCCAAGUAGCUAGGACUACAAACAUGCACCACACUCCCAGCUAAUUUUUUGUAGAAACUGAAUUUUGCUAUGUUGCCCAGGCUGGUCUUGAACUCCUUCCUGGGCUCAAGUGAUCCUCCUGCCUUGGCCUCCCAAAGUGCUGGGAUUACAGGCGUGAACUACCACAACUGACCUGCAUUACCUUUUAAAAGAAUAAGAUACACAUAUUGAUGCUUACUUUUUUUACUACCUUAUUUCUUAUAGAAGGUAUAUCCUACCUCUCUAUACUAUCAUUCUCUUUAGGUGGAAUGAUUCCUAUAAGAUCUCUUGUUAGUAUUAGGGUCAUACAUUUUUCAAGCUGGAAUAACUAUUUGAUUUAAUCUAAUCUAAGGUUAUCAUUUGUUAGAAAAGCAACCUGCAUACUAGAGACAGGAGGAAAUAUACCUAUGGCCACCCAGCCAGUUAGUAUUCAUGGUACUAGACUCCAUUCAGAUAUCCUGACUCAUAGUAAUCAAAUGAUAUAUAGAAAAGGUAAAUUUUUAAAGAAGUAUUUAUUAAUAUAUUCCUAUUAAACAUUUUAAAGGUAACCACAUAAAUGGUUGGUUUUUCCAUUCUAGAGUAAAUGCUAAGCAUGCUUUUUAAUAAAGCAGUACUUCUAAUUAGUAUAUGACAUUCUGAAGUUAAUUAAAAUCUUUGCACUAAAGGUGUCUUCCUGGAUGUGUGGGGCAUUUGAGGACUGGGAUAUAGAGUAGAGUGCUUGCUUAAGCCUGGGAGCCCAUCUUACAGCUACUUGAUGUCUGGAGAGACAUGGCCAUAUUUAAAGUAAAAUAUGUAAGGUGAGUAUUCAUUCCCAGCAGAUACAAAGAAAGAAGGAAACUUCCUGAUUCCCACCUUUGCAGCCCCAUCAAGCCCUCCAUCAUCAUCUAGCCUAAAAUAGAUGUUAGUGUAAGAUGCUGAGCUGUAGGUAAUCAUUUCACAAGUCCUUCACAGAGAAAGAAAAAGUAGUACGUGUAUAUUUGUUUUUAAAUAAUCCAAAUACAAACUUAUGUUGUAUUCAACAAAAUUGGGAUUCAGGUCUUUAAUUUUAGAACAUAAAGUGCCUGCUAUUUUGAGCAUUGACUUGUAUAAAAAGAAUUGCAUGUCUCACUCCAGUAAGUUUAUUGGUUUUCUCAUUUUCGGCUACAUGGCUUUUAAUCAUGUAAAGUGAAACAUUAGUUUUGUUGCAUUUUAUUACAGGUUCUUUGUUGCAAUAAAGCUGCUGCUGAAAUUAA